Molecule: messenger RNA, 1682 nt
Organism: Lampris incognitus (smalleye Pacific opah)
Lineage: Eukaryota; Metazoa; Chordata; Actinopteri; Lampriformes; Lampridae
Gene: rnf170
Product: ring finger protein 170
Exons: 7
Coding region: 394-1200 (268 amino acids)
Molecular function (GO): ubiquitin protein ligase activity
Source: RefSeq, a predicted model, not a curated record
UGUUAUCAGAAAGCGACCCUCAUCACGACUGGGCUCCGAGGCGAGAGGAGGUGUGGAGUCCUCGCUUUGUCUCCGGGUAACAUAUAUCCUCACUCGGUGCGGGGUGAAGACCAAGGCGCUGACGCCGACGUCAAAAUUCAGCCGAGUUAGUCAUGUCGCCGGUGUUUGAAGACGUUAUUGCUCGGUGACGUAACUCGAAGUCGACUUGCACUCUUGACUUUAACUACCCCCCUAACUGCUAAGGGACCCUUUCUUUCCGUUGUGUUGACGUAAGUUAACACACCCAAGAACAAAAGUCGGCAAACGUCGACUUUGGAGCCAAAGCCGGAAAAGUCGACAAACCUUGGAUCGUCGCUGGUUUUGAGUUAGUGUUGCGGGCUAUGCGUGUGCAUAAUGGAGGACAGUCAAUGUGGGGAAUUGGACUACCUGAUCCAAGAUGAGGACACCCUCAUUGAAGGGGUCAGCAACCAGGUGCUGUUUGUGGUGGUGCUCAGUGUCACCUUCCUGGGAGGGCUGCUGACUCUGCUUUGCACAGGAGAGCAGCGGGACAUCCAUCCCGAGAAUCAGGAGCAUGUCCGAGCUGUGAGACAGCAGCUCCAGUUUGAGCAGGAUGACAACCCUCCAUCAGAAGCCAGACAACAGUACUACACAGACAUGUCCUGUCCUGUGUGUCUGCAGCAGGCUGUUCUGCCCGUAGAGACGAAUUGUGGACACCUCUUUUGUGGUUCUUGUAUUAUUCUCUAUUGGAGGUAUGGAACAUGGCUGGGUGCUAUUAACUGCCCCAUCUGCAGACAAAUGGUGACGUUGCUCUUCCCCCUCUUCCAUGAGCAAACAUCCCCACAGAGUGUCCAGGAAGAGGAGGCAAGGCCCCAGUUCAUCCUAAGAGAAAUCAAUGACUACAAUCGCAGGUUCUCUGGACAACCUCGCUCGUUGAUGGACAGGCUGCGAGAUGUUCCAACCCUGCUCCGUCAUGCCUUUAGGGAGAUGUUUUCGGUGGGUGGCCUGUUAGAGCGGCCAGGGAUCCAGAUUCUCCUCUGCCUGGUUGGCGCAUUCACCUACCUGGCCUCCCCGCUCGACUUCCUACCGGAGGCGCUCUUUGGCCUCCUUGGCUUCAUGGAUGACCUGUUAGUCAUCCUUCUCCUCUUUUUUCACAUCUCUGUCAUGUAUAGAGGAGUGGUAACACAGAGACUGAAUGGCUAAGUGCACGGUGUAAAAUUGAGUCCUUGAUUGCUCAUACCUGGGUACAGACACCCAGAAGGAGUGAGCCGUGCUUCCGAGGGGCUGAUGCUGGAUUUACAUGAAAGCAGUGAAGAAGUUUUUAGAGGACAUUCCAUGUCAGCACUCUCAAACGGGUUUUAUUUAUUUACAGGGGCCGUCCUCUGAUCACAUGAGAGAAGUUAGUUGAGGACUUCUAAUCAGAAGUUCAAAGAAGGUUGAAUCAGUUCAUCUGGAUACAAUGUUUACUGACAGAUACAUUUCAUCCUCAUCUAAGUGACAUCUCCAGUCUAUACUGACUACAUGUAUCCUCACCCUUAUAAACAAUAAAGUAUAAUGCAGUUGCAUAACGACCAAAACCAACUACCAGUUUCAUAUGCAAAUAUGGGUGUGACCACCGUUAUGCAACUGUAUUGUUUAUAAGGGUGGGAUACCUGCAGUCAGUUUAGACUGGAGAUGUCAAUUAG